Molecule: messenger RNA, 2067 nt
Organism: Nomascus leucogenys (northern white-cheeked gibbon)
Lineage: Eukaryota; Metazoa; Chordata; Mammalia; Primates; Hylobatidae
Gene: RTN2
Product: reticulon-2
Source: RefSeq, a predicted model, not a curated record
CGCGCGCUGCAGUGCAUUCCCCACCUCGGCCCCGCCCGCCCCCGCCGAGCCGAGCACAGGGCGGCGACGGCGGCGGCGGCGGCGGCUGCUGCUGCUGGAGCAGCCCGGGAGGAGGAGGCGGCGAGGAUGGCAGCGGCGUCGUGGGCGCGGCGGAGAUGAAUGCCCGCGACCCCGGGCCCAGGGCGGCACAGCCGGAGUGGGCGGGGGUCCCGAUGCAGGCCCGAGGGGGGCCAUGGGGCAGGUCCUGCCGGUCUUCGCCCACUGCAAAGAAGCUCCGUCUACAGCCUCCUCAACUCCUGAUUCCACAGAAGGAGGGAACGACGACUCCGAUUUUCGGGAGCUGCACACAGCCCGGGAAUUCUCAGAGGAGGACGAGGAGGAGACCACGUCGCAGGACUGGGGCACCCCUCGGGAGCUGACCUUCUCCUACAUUGCCUUUGAUGGCGUAGUGGGCUCCGGGGGCCGCAGGGAUUCAACUGCCCGCCGCCCCCGCCCCCAGGGCCGCUCAGUCUCGGAACCACGAGACCAGCACCCUCAGCCCAGCCUGGGCGACAGCUUGGAGAGCAUCCCCAGCCUGAGCCAAUCCCCGGAGCCUGGACGCCGGGGUGAUCCUGACGCCGCCCCUCCAUCCGAGCGCCCUCUGGAAGACCUGAGACUUCGGUUGGACCAGCUGGGCUGGGUGGCCCGGGGAGUGGGAUCCGGGGAGGACUCUUCCACCAGCAGCUCCACCCCGCUGGAAGACGAAGAACCCGAAGAACCCAACAGAUUGGAGGCAGGAGAAGCUGGGGAAGAACUGGACCUACGACUCCAACUUGCUCAGCCCUCACCGCCCGAGGUCUUGACUCCCCAGCUCAGUCCGGGCUCUGGGACACCCCAGGCCGGUACUCCGUCCCCAUCCCAAUCGCGAGAUUCGAACUCUGGGCCCGAAGAGCCCUUGCUGGAAGAGGAAGAAAAGCAGUGGGGGCCACUGGAGCAAGAGCCAAUAAGGGGACAGUGCCUCGAUAGCACGGACCAAUUAGAAUUCACGGUGGAGCCACGCCUUCUAGUGGCUGACCUGCUGUACUGGAAGGACACGAGGACGUCAGGAGUGGUCUUCACAGGCCUGAUGGUCUCCCUCCUCUGCCUCCUGCACUUUAGCAUCGUGUCCGUGGCCGCGCACGUGGCUCUGUUGCUGCUCUGCGGCACCAUCUCUCUCAGGGUUUACCGCAAAGUGCUGCAGGCCGUGCACCGGGGGGAUGGAGCCAACCCUUUCCAGGCCUACCUGGAUGUGGACCUCACCCUGACUCGGGAGCAGACGGAACGUUUGUCCCAGCAGAUCGCCUCCCGCGUGGUCUCGGCGGCCACGCAGCUGCGGCAUUUCUUCCUGGUAGAAGACCUCGUGGAUUCCCUCAAGCUGGCCCUUCUCUUCUACAUCUUGACCUUCGUGGGUGCCAUCUUCAAUGGUUUGACUCUUCUCAUUCUGGGAGUGAUUGGUCUAUUCACCAUCCCCCUGCUGUACCGGCAGCAUCAGGCUCAGAUCGACCAGUAUGUGGGGUUGGUGACCAAUCAGUUGAGCCACAUCAAAGCUAAGAUCCGAGCUAAAAUCCCAGGGACCGGAGCCCUGGCCUCUGCAGCAGCCGCAGUCUCCGGAUCCAAAGCCAAAGCCGAAUGAGAACGGUGUCUCUGCCCGCAGGACGCCUGCCCCCACCCCCCGCAGCCCUCUGCCCCCCUCCAUCUCCUGUCCGUUCCCACCCACUCCCCUCCUCGGCCCGAGCCUUUUCCCGGUGGGUGUCAGGAUCACUCCCACUAGGGACUCCUCGCUAAUUACCUGAGCGACCAGGACUACAUUUCCCAAGAGGCUCUGCUCCAGGAGUCCAGGAAAAACGAGGCACCUUGGCCGCGGGGCCUGCUGGGACUUGUAGUUGCCUAGACAGGGCACCACCCUGCACUUCCGGACCCGCCGCUGGAGGCGCCGUGAGGCUUUGGUGUCUCCUGGACGCUACUAGCCCCAACGCCGGGGCUUUGCAUGGGGCCCAUGGGAGGCCUGAGCUUGGAUUUACACUGUAAUAAAGACUCCUGUGGAAAACC